AUCGGUAGCUACCCCCCGCUUCCCCGUUUCUUUUGCUGUAUACCCGAUACCCCACACAAACCCCACACCAGACCGCAACACGGCCGACACCAUGACGACGGCGCGUUCCCCAGCGGGGAAACCGCCGCACCGGCUGAAGCGCCUCUCGGUGCUGGGCGUCGUUGCCGCCGCUUCCGGUUGCCCCCGGUCCGGCCUGGCCCUCCGGUCGCUGCCCCCGGUGAAAGGCGGAAGCGCCCGCUCUGGCGUUUGCGGGGUUCCCCUCCACGCCCUCCGCACGGGCGUCGAGAUCCCCCUGCUCGACCUGAUCGAUCGGACCAGCGAAGACGGCGGCGACGACGAGCGCCGAAGCGGAGCGGACGCCGCCGCGAGCGAACAAGCCCCCCCCCGCUUCGUCGUACCCCUCCCGUCGUCGGACCUCCCGGACCAGCUCGCCACCCCCUUUCUCUACGGCAUGCAGAUGGACACGCCCCUGCACAAGACGAUCCUGGAGGAGGCCAUCUCCAUGGCGGAGGCCGCUGCGAUCGAAUCCCCGUCGCUGCCCCUCUCGGCGCUGCCCAGGCCCUUCUACGGGCACCUGGUCUGGAAGGACGCCGAAAGCCCCUCUCUGGUGGGGGCGAUCGGCUGCACGGCCGAGAUCCUGGUCAACGCCCCCACCGCCGAGCUUCUCGGGGGCGGCAUCCCGGGCAUCGGCGGGGCGAUCGAGGACGAGAUGGCCAGGCUCGAAAAGGCCUUUUCGGAGUCCCCGGGUGGGGAGGAUCCCGCCGGGGCCCCCCCGUCCGAGCGCAAGGACAACGACGACAACCUGACCCCGGCCUCUAACACGCUGCUCUGCCGGGGGGGAUGGAGGUUCGUGGUCCGGGAGGUCGUCCGCUCCAUCCCCUUUCCGGUCGCGAUCGUCGACGAGAUCGGGGACGACGCCGACGAGGGCGACAGCGACAUGUUUUCCGCCGUCGGUGGAUUCGAGAACGACGACGAGAACGACGACGAGAACGAUGACGACGACGGCCUCGGGGGCAUGGAAACCCCCGAGCUCAUCCACCAAACGAUGCGGAACGUCCAGGCCCUGCUCUCCCAGCGCCUGGAAGACGCGGCGCAAAAGACCAAGCUGGGCCCGCUCGAGAAGUCCAUCCUCGAGGCCCAGGGGGGCGGGAAGGAGACCCUCCGGCUCGCCGCCAUCGAGAUGGCCCACGCCGAGGAGAUGUCCGCCGUCUGGCAGGUCUUCCAGUCCAGCCUGGUGGACGACAUCGAGCCCCACCAGCGCCGGGAGGCGGUGGCCAUCAUGGCGGCGGAGCUGGCCGACCUCUCCAAUGCCGUUCGCAGGGAGAUCCUCCUCACCCGCGACAGCGAGGAGCGGCUGCGGAUCGUCCUGGGGGAGCUCCGGGAGGUCGUCGGGAUGGCCCGGGCCCGCAAGCUGGCCUCCUCCAUCACCGACGAAUCCGACGAGAGCGAGAAGGACCUCAAGGUCGGCAAGCCACAGCUUCCCCCCUGGGCGAGGCAGAUCCGCAAGGGGACCCGGAUCGAGUACUUCUGGAACGAGGAGUGGGAGUGGUGCCCCGGGGUGGUGGUGGACGACCCGGUCACGAUCGGGGACGAGAUGCUCCUCACGAUCCGCUUCGACGACGGGGAGGAGCACAAGCUCCCCCUCAGCGGCGACGACAAGCUCCGCUGGCGGCCGCAGCAGGGCUGAGGCGAACGACAACAAAACGACACGACACGACACGACACGAUCUACAACGCGUGGUCCAAGAGGCAAAA
Molecule: messenger RNA, 1755 nt
Organism: Pseudo-nitzschia multistriata
Lineage: Eukaryota; Bacillariophyta; Bacillariophyceae; Bacillariales; Bacillariaceae
Source: the annotation of a GenBank genome assembly